AUGGCAUGCUGCAGAUCAGGGCCGCGCAGGGCCUUGGCGCUGGUGGUGCUGCUUGUUGCCGCCGCCACCGCCUCCGCCCGCCAGCUCCAUGCCGCCCUGAAGAAUCUAGACCUACUCAAGGGCAAGGCUCGUGUGCUGGAGCAGGACUUUCCAGGCCAUUCAGCAAGGCUGCUGCUGGUGCACCCCAGGAACCAAAGGCCGGUGCACGUCAGGCUGAGGGACCGCAGCCAGCUUGCGGGCGUCACAACAGGCAUGGAUGUGGAGGCCCAGGGGGUGUGGGAGGACAGAUUCCUGCACAGAGACCCAGCCGGCGAGCCGCCAGACGGCGGCGACAAACAGCCAGCCUCCUCCGAGCCAGACGCCGCACGCAUCUUCACCGCCCUGACCAUCAAAGUCACCGGCAGCCCCGUCACGCCCAAACCCAUGACCGUGGCCGCGCCGCUGAGCGAAGAUGAGUUGGCCGCCGCCGCGCUCAUAGCCAAGGCAUCCACGAUCGUGCCCAGCACAGUGUCUACGUCCGGCACCGCCGAUUCGCCCAACGGAGGCUUUAUCAACGUCACCCAGGGCGGCGGCUCUUGGGUGUACAACCAGCUCAUGACCGGCGGCAUGCCCACCCUGGUCAUCCCCAUCGUGGGCGUGACGUCGGCGGGCACGCCGUGCCGUGGCACGGGGCCGGCCCCCCUCAACCGCUCUCAGAUCCAGCAGGCUGUGUUCGAGGAGAUGCAGGCCGACCCGGGCGUCUCCACCGUGGGCUCCACCUACAACUACUGCUCCUACGGCAAGACCAGGCUCACCACCGACAACAGCCUGGUGGCGGACACUGUGCGGCUGGGCUGCUCAGGGCGCAGGCACGCAGGGGGGCUGCGGGGCGGCAGGGAUGAUGGUCGGGGCGAGGGGAUCUACGGCGUGCCCUGGAGCAUGGCCACGUGCGAAUUCGACGAUUUCAACGGGUGGGCGGAUGCCGCCGAUGCCGCGCUGAAAGCCAGAGGAGUAGACGUGGACCAAUACUUUUACAGGGUGUACUUGGUGCCCCCGGGCAUUUGCACAUUUGUGGGACUCGCCUACCUGGGCUGCGAUGGCACCUUCCCCUGCCGCGCCUGGAUCGGCGGCGGCUAUUGGGGCAACGACCAGACCAUUGCCCACGAGCUGGGGCACCACCUCUACAUGAACCAUGCCGGGUCGGUGGUAGCCGGCGCCUACGACGAGUAUGCCGAUGAAAGCUGCGGCAUGGGCUACUGCUGCGCGGACCGCUGCUUCAACAUGCCGCACGCGUGGCAGCUGGGGUGGAGCGCGGUGCGCGAAUUCAACGCCACCACCCUGCCCCGCGGCCGCACCGUCAACGUGUCGCUUGCCAGCCAGUCGGCCUUCGCCGCCUCGCUGCUGCCGAUCAGGAACGGCCUGCGCGUGGUGCCCUCCUGGGCCGCCGGCGGAGAGCCCAUGUGGAUGAGCUUCCGCACGCGGACCCGCGGCGACCUGGGCCUUUUGAGCGGCUAUGAAAACAGGGUGCACAUCCACACCUCCGCCCUGGCAGACCCCCUCGACUCCGCCUUCACAACCUGGGAAGCAAUGCUGCCUGUCGGCAAGUCGUGGACCCACCCCAUCCUCAACGUCACUGUGCGGCGCUACCCCAGCACCAACCCCAAUGCCGCUGUGGUCACGCUGUGCCGAUACUACCGUGCAGAGACCCGGCUUUCCUGCCUGUAUAGCCUGGAUUACGACUGCAAUGGGCUGGCUGGAGCUGACGACCCCGGCUGCGAUGUGUACCUGUAGCCCGCUGCUGGCACCCACCUCCAAGCCCAGCCGACUACAGCCUGUGCGGGGUCUGAGCUAUGUGCAUGAGCAGCGGCACCGUAUUACAGGUCCCGCAAGCUUAGGUGGCAGCUGGCGCAUUGCUGCAUACAACGCAUCCCCCUUUUAUCUCCGUCUCCGACGCUUUGCCUACACCUGGAGGUCAGGCUUGCCCCGUCUCCUAAAGC
Chlorella variabilis is the source of this 1976-nucleotide messenger RNA. RefSeq lists its product as hypothetical. The transcript is spliced from 11 exons. The record is from RefSeq and is a predicted model, not a curated record. Lineage: Eukaryota; Viridiplantae; Chlorophyta; Trebouxiophyceae; Chlorellales; Chlorellaceae. The coding region runs from base 1 to 1770 and encodes 589 amino acids.